Histoplasma mississippiense is the source of this 1086-nucleotide messenger RNA. RefSeq lists its product as hypothetical. The transcript is spliced from 2 exons. Gene Ontology annotation, biological process: fungal-type cell wall organization; carbohydrate metabolic process. NCBI's taxonomy places the organism in Eukaryota, Fungi, Ascomycota, Eurotiomycetes, Onygenales, Ajellomycetaceae. Gene Ontology annotation, molecular function: glycosyltransferase activity; hydrolase activity, hydrolyzing O-glycosyl compounds. The record is from RefSeq and is a predicted model, not a curated record. Gene Ontology annotation, cellular component: fungal-type cell wall. Bases 1 to 1086 code for a protein of 361 amino acids.
AUGCCCUCCCUCCUGCUUUUAGCGACUUUGUUCGUCUCUCUUCUCUCCACUGCCGUAGCGCAAACAUGGACAGCCUGCAAUCCCCUCGAAAAGGAUGACUGUCCUCGGAACCCAGCCUUGGGCACAUCAUACGAAGCCAACUUCACAAAUACCCUUAAUGAAGUCAUCUGGAACAUCACUAACGGUCAACUCGACUACAUCGAUGGCGUCGGCACCAGUUUCGCCAUCAAAGAAAGACUCCAAUCUCCAACUAUCCAAUCGCACUUCUACAUCUUCUUUGGCCGCGUGGAGGUCAUCAUGAAAGCCGCCUUUGGCAGGGGCGUGGUCAGCAGCAUCGUGCUCCAGUCGGAGGACCUCGAUGAGAUCGACUGGGAAUGGGUGGGCAGCGAUACCACUCAUGUCCAGACAAACUAUUUCGGAAAAGGUAAUCGGACUCUAGGCGAUCGUGGUGGGGUCCAUGAGAUGGAUGCGCCCAUGGACAAGUUUCAUAAUUACACCGUCGACUGGACUGCAGAGCGAUUUCAGUGGUGGAUCGAUGAUACCUUACUCCGCACGGUGACUUACGACGAGGCCCUGGGUGGGAAGAAUUACCCGCAAACCCCCAUGACCGUCCGAAUGGGUAUCUGGCCCGCGGGCGACAAGAAGAACGAAAAGGGAACGAUUGAGUGGGCUGGUGGUGAGAUCGAUUACAGCAAAGUUCCAUAUUUCAUGACGGUGAAGCAUGUCAAGGUCGAAGACUACUCGAGUGGUAAGGAGUACGAGUACACUGACAGAUCGGGUUCCUGGCAAAGUAUCAAGGUCAUCAACGGCACUUCCUACCUCGCCGAGGAAGCCCACAAACCACCUCCAAAGUCCCUCUCGCAAAAAUGGCGCGAGCUUCCUCAGGGUGCAAAGAUUGCCGUCUAUUCCUCCGCGGGAGGAGUCGCCCUCGUCGGCCUUCUCGUCCUCCUGUUCUGUUGCGUCAAGCAACGGAGAGCAGGACGCAGGGAAUUUGCUCUCCAGGAAAGCAAAUUCACGACGGAGCAAAACGAUAUGAUCACGAUGCAGACGCAGUGGAAGAAGAAGCAUUAUCAGGAAAUUCGAUGA